Messenger RNA from Leptopilina heterotoma, 2879 nucleotides. It is a transcript of the gene p115, whose product is annotated as general vesicular transport factor p115. Bases 96 to 2618 code for a protein of 840 amino acids. Gene Ontology annotation, biological process: endoplasmic reticulum to Golgi vesicle-mediated transport; vesicle fusion with Golgi apparatus; transcytosis. The record is from RefSeq and is a predicted model, not a curated record. Lineage: Eukaryota; Metazoa; Arthropoda; Insecta; Hymenoptera; Figitidae. Gene Ontology annotation, cellular component: ER to Golgi transport vesicle membrane; Golgi membrane; endoplasmic reticulum. The transcript has 12 exons.
AUUAUUUGACUUUCAAUAAAAAUGGCAGCGCCCUGUCCAGUGACGUGUAAUGUUAUCCUUUUUAUCGUUUUGAUAUUAGAACAGUAAUAAAUGUCAUGGAAUACUUUAAAAGUAGCCUCAAAUCAGUACUUGGUACUCCUCUACCAGAAAAUGUGCCUUCUGGAGCAGAUACGGUGGAAAGAAUGGUUGACAGACUUCAAUCGUCAACUUUACUCGAUGACAGAAGAGACGCAUGUCGUGGCCUUAAAGCACUUUCGCGAAGUUAUCGACUUGAAGUCGGUGCACAAGGCAUGGAUUCAUUGAGACAAGUUUUAGAAAUGGAUAAAACUGAUUGUGAAAUUACUGGUCUUGCUUUAGAAACACUUUGUAAUAUAACUCAUCCGGAGACAUUCGAUGAAGAAGUUGAAAAAUAUGGACCUAGAAAUAAAAUUGGAGAGCAAUUCACGGAGAUAUUCACUAAACAACAAGACAGUAUUGGUUUGAUAUUAAGUUUUCUCGAGGAAUUUGAUUUUAAAGUGAGAUAUCCAGCUUUGAAAUUAUUGUCUCAUUUACUUAUAAAUAAACCAAAAAAUAUUCAGGAAAUAAUAUUGGUUAGUCCAAUGGGAGUUUCGAAAUUAAUGGACCUACUCGCUGACAGUAGAGAAGUUAUUAGAAAUGACGUAUUAUUAAUAUUAAUACAAUUAACAAAAGGAAAUGCAAAUAUUCAAAAAAUUGUUGCUUUCGAAAAUGCAUUUGAUCGAAUUUUUGACGUUAUUUAUCAAGAGGGAGGAGCGGAAGGUGGUAUUGUCGUUGAGGAUUGUUUACUUUUAAUGUUAAAUCUUUUACGUGGAAAUACGAGUAAUCAAAAUUUUUUUAAAGAAGGAAGUUAUAUUCAAAGACUAAAGCCCUUAUUUGAAAUACCACCGGAAGUUGAUGACAGUCCUUUGGCCAGUUGGAGUCCGCAAAAAGUUUCAAAUCUUCAUUGUAUGGUUCAAGUAAUCCGUGCCUUAGUGGCACCGAAUGGUCCAGCUCAGUUGGUGGCUGCUUGCCAACGAAAUAUGGAAGCUUGUAAAUUAUUGCAAGCACUUUGUGACAUUCUGAUGUCGAGCGGAGUGCCAGCGGAUGUUUUGACCGAAUCAUUAUGUGCAGUGGCCGAAGUCAUUAGGGGAAAUCAAACCAAUCAAGAAUUUCUGGCAAAUGUCAUGGCGCCUAGUUCUCCUCCCAAACCGGCCAUAGUUGUACUUUUAAUGUCGAUGGUGAAUGAGAAGCAACCAUUUUUAUUACGAUGUGCCGUUCUCUAUUGUUUCGAAUGUUUUCUCUACAAAAAUGGAUCGGGACAAGCUCAACUCGUGCAGACUUUUUUACCCCAAGGGAACGAAACUCCAUCUUUAACAACAGGACAAUUAAUAUGCGGUGGUCUUUUUUCAUCUGAUCCACUGUCAAAUUGGUUCUCGGCAGUUUUAUUAUCGCACGCUUUAAUUGACAACGCCACGCAGAAGGAGCAAUUGUUGAAAGUACUUUUAGCGACGAAUAUUGGCAAACCACCGGUGAAAUUAAUGCAACAGUGCGUUAUGCUCCUUCAACAGAGCAAUAAAAUACAAUCAAAAUUGGGACUUUUGAUACUUUUAUGCACAUGGACCGCCUACAGUUCUCCGGCUGUAAAAACAUUCCUGACAAUUGAAAAUUCAAUUGCCUAUCUCACUGCACUUUUAUCAUCUCAAGAGAACAAUGAAGAUUUACAAGAGUGUCUCCUUCAGAAUAUGUGCGCAUUUCUCAUUGGAAUUUGCGUUCAUUUCAAUGAUGACAGUAUUCCCACUUACACAAAGGAAAAACUUUGCAGUCUAGUGGAAAAUCGAAUAGGUUUGGAAAAAUUUCAAAAUGCAAUUGGAGGAAUUUCCAGACACGAAGUGUAUUCGAGAAGUUUGAAACAUCCUCAAUCAUCGGCGAAAAAUUCUUCUGAACUCUAUUUAGAUCAUGAAUUUUGUAGACUACUUAAAAACUUAGAAGCUAACGUCUUAAAAUCCGUUCUCGAUGGAAGCAGUUCUCAAGGUUCAUUGGAUCAAAUCACGACAAUGUUACCAUCAGAUUCGGCACUAGUCUCGCAAUAUAAGGACUUAAUCAGAGAACAGGACAGUCAAAUUCAAAAUCUUAAUAAAACUAACGAAACUUUAUUGAGGGAGAAAAAAGAACUGGAGACCAAAGUCCAAGAACUUGAAACGUCAAUGAGUCAUUUAAAAGACCAAAAUCUAGUUCUACGAGCAGCACAAACUAAUUUUUCGAAUGGAAAAGAUCCGAAUGUUUCGUUAAAUCAAAUCGAAACGGAGAACGAAGAAUUGGAAAAAUAUAAAGCACAAGUAAAAGAAUUAGAAAGUCGAUUAAGCACAUUGAAAAUGAGUCAAGAGGAGAGUAAAAUUGUUGAUCCCAAUCAAGCGACGAAACUUGAGGAAAUUCUCAGGCAACGAACAUUGGAACUUGAAAAAUUGAGAAAAGAUCAAGAAGAUUUACUCGAACUUCUCUCGGAUCAAGAUAAUAAAAUUACAAUGUAUAAAGAAAGACUAUUAUCAUUAGGUGAAAAGGUUGAAUCUGAUGAAAGUUCCGGCGAUUUAGAUACCGAUGAUCAACCAGAAUCGAGUAAUUAAUUUAAAUACUAAUUUCUUCAAUUAUUCUUCGUAUUUGAAUGAAUUUUUGAUUUAUUAGAAUUUUCUUGUGAUUUAAAUUAUCAAUAUUAUCAAUUAACUAAUUUUCACUGUCAACCAAAAAAUACGUUUCAUUGUACAAUUGUAAAACAAUUCCUUGCUUUUUUUUAAUUCUCUAUACUGAAAGUUGUUAAUUUUUUUUUCUUUUUAAAAAUAGUUGUAUAUUAUAUUUAUAAAAUAAAAUUUAUAUAAAUUAGAAAACAA